AUGGCCUCGACAUCGCCAGUGGAGGAGAUGAUUGACCAGGAGGACUGGAGUCACAUCUCGGAACCGGCCUUGCGCAAACGCAUCCAGAACCGCAAUUCCCAACGCAAGCUACGCGCAAAGCGCAAAAUGCAGAACCAGCCCAUCUCCUUUGACAUCAUGACAUCCACGUCAGGUUUAGAGAUAGACCUGGACAAUUCGGGGGCGCCUGUGGCAGAUGACUUCCUCUUCGACGGGCUCAUUGACCCCCUCAACCCGCUGUCUCCCUCACUAGAUCUCGAUUUGAUGACAUCGCCACCGCUCGAUGUCCACAGCUCUUCCACCCUCGACUUCAGUGCGCUAGAUACCCCCUCCUGGACUGAAGCUCCCAAUCCCGAAUACUUGGCUGUUGGGACGGGAGGGAUUGACGAAGGGGCCUUGAUACUAGACCCUGCUCUGGUCUCCGAUGUCUCCACUCCUGGCCCCGGGGUAGACACGAGGACUGUGGGAGCCUCCACUCAAUCCAGCAAUGACAUCCACAUCUAUAUUCACCAUGACUGUCCAAGCCCCCUGCUUCCCAAUACCGCCAAUCAGCAGCCGCUGCCGUCGUCGCUGGGGCCGUCCGCGGCCCGUCGAUCCCGCUGGGGCACCCGCAUUUUUCACCUCCACAGUAACAACACAAACAACAACACCAACAACGCAGGCAGAGGUGAGAGCAGAUGUGAGAGCAGCUGUUCGGCCGCCCGGAAAAAACGCCGGGCCGCCCCGGCCCCACCACCGCCGCCACCGACAGCCCAUUUCCCGGGCACAUGCCACAAUUGCGGAUCCCUGACGGGGCCGGGGCAGCCCGACUCGCCGUAUCCCAGCAGCCACAGCCACAUCGCUCAGGUGGCUCGGAUUUUGUCCCACUCCCAUCCAGCUCUGGCCGAAAUGCUCAUGCAGCCCAAUGCUCACAUUGAAUAUGGCUAUCCUGGCUUUUCAUCAUCAUCAUCAUCAUCAUCAUCAUCUUCUUCUUCUUCUUCUUCUUCUUUCUCUGCGAUCACACCCCCCGCUGAUGAGAUGCAGAAAGGAAGAGACGCAGAGGCAGAGGCGGAGGCGGAGGCGUCGGAGGCGUCGGAUGUCCGACCACUCCAUAUUGUCAUCAAUCUCCCCCCCAGUCCUGCCGCCUAUUCCGAUUGA
Messenger RNA from Aspergillus aculeatus ATCC 16872, 1155 nucleotides. RefSeq names its product bZIP transcription factor. The transcript has 2 exons. Gene Ontology annotation, molecular function: DNA-binding transcription factor activity. The record is from RefSeq and is a predicted model, not a curated record. NCBI's taxonomy places the organism in Eukaryota, Fungi, Ascomycota, Eurotiomycetes, Eurotiales, Aspergillaceae. Bases 1 to 1155 code for a protein of 384 amino acids. Gene Ontology annotation, biological process: regulation of DNA-templated transcription.